AUGUGUCAGGAUGAAUUCAAAAUUGCAGCAGUAUGCCCGCAGCCUUUACCUCGCAUCUACUCCGCAGAUGAGAUUGUUCCGGUCAUCGAAAGGAUCAUUAUCCAAAUGAAUGCGACACGAGAUCAUAUCCUGCGGAAUGUGACAAAAGAUGAUGCUUCUUUUGAUACAGUCAUGCGUCCUUUGGUAGAUGUCGAGCAGGAAAACAAUAGCGACAUUGGGGUCAUCUGGAUGCUUCAGUAUGGCGCCCCUGACAAGGAAACACACGACGCCUUCUCCAAGGCGCGCCAACUGCUCAUUUCUGCAGAGGCAUCUUGGAACGCUAGCGAAGAAAUGUAUACAAUUCUUGGAGCUGCGCGCGACAACGAAAAAGACCUGGACACUGCGUCCAAGCUGCUCUUGGACAAGACGCUGUUGGAGUACAAGCUGUCCGGCUGUGGCACCAUCAGCAAGCAAGACAAGGAAGCAUUUGCAAAAGACACUAUAGAUUUGGAAAAUCUACUGGCUGAGGCGCGAAGCAAUAUAGCACAAGAGAGCGGGGGCAUAUGGCUUGCAGACGAGGACCUGCAAGAUCUGCCCGCCGAAGAGCUUGAUCGGAUCAAAAAGCACAAGCAGCCCAUGGAGACGCCGCCACAAGAGGGCAUGACAUUCGUUCCGUUCUCUAACGGCGGCACAGUUGCCGUACUGACAUUUGCUCGCAAUCCAGACGUGCGCAAAAAAAUGUACCUCGCGGACCAGAAGAAGCUGCUGAGAAACAUUCCGCUGUUGCGGGACAUUGUUAAAAGGCGCCAGAACUUGGCCCAACGACUUGGUUAUAACACGCAUGCAGAGCGUCGAAUGGAAACGCGUUUGUUAAAAGGGCCAGAUCAGGUCAAGGAGCUUUUGGAUAGCUUAUCGAGCGGCCUAGUGAGCAGAGGGCGGCGUGAAAUGGACAUGCUUCAAAAGAUGCGGCUCAAAGACCUGCAGAAGCUGGGGCGCGGCGGAGACUCGACUCUGCAAUCCAGCUUUCCGCCCUGGGAUCUCAAGUACUACCAGCGCCUUGUCAGUAGUAGUCGCAAGGUGGACGAGUCCGCAGUGUCGGAGUAUUUCCCGUUGGAAUACGUGAUUCCGCAGAUGCUGCAGAUCUUUGAGGACGCAUUGGGUCUGCGCUUCGAUUGUAUCCCAAAAACUGAGCUGAUAGAUGCAAAGAUAUGGCAUAAUACGGUGACUGUGUUUUCUGUCUGGGAUACUCGACAGGACGAGCCGGCUUUUAUGGGAUAUCUUUAUUUUGAUCUACUGUGGCGGGAGAAUAAGUUUCGUGGAGCUCAUAAUGUCACGAUGGAAUUUGGAUUUGAAAAGUCGAAUGGUGGCAGAAAAUACCCGUCCACCAUUGUCAUGAGUGCUUUUCCAACCGUCGGCGACGAGGGCUGCGUUCUAUUGAAGCAUCAUCAACUCAUAACCAUUUUUCACGAGCUCGGCCAUGCCAUCCAUAACUUGGUGUCACGGACCAAGUAUUUAAAGUUUCACGGAACCAGUCUCCCACCCGACUUUGUGGAAAUACCCAGCCUAAUGUUGGAGAAUUGGUGCUGGAUACCUCAGAUUCUCGUGUCAAUGAGCACGCAUUACAGCCAUUUGCGGCCGGAAUAUCGCGAAAAGUGGCAGCGCGUGCACCCUGGCGAGGAACAGCCACCCAAGCAACUCCCCGACGAGAUUGCGCAUGCGCUUGUAAAGUAUCGAUAUUCAGGACGCGGACUGUAUCACUUAUUCCAGCUGAGUAUAUCGCUGUUCGAUCUUGCUAUACACAGCGCCGGGAGCGCAGAAGAAGCUGAGAGCAUGAAUGUCCAGAAAGUUUGGUACGAUAUCCGCGAAAGAACCGAAGGUUUUGACUUUGCAGAAGUCAGAGAAACUGGUUCUGAUCUUGUUGCAUUUGCCCAUUUACUUGGAGGCUACGACAUGGCAUACUACUCCUACCUUUGCUGCUCGUCGUUUGCGCAAGACUUAUUCCAGAGUCUCUUUGCGGUAGACCCUACAAACACUAACGCCUGGGAACGCUAUCGCCAGAUGGUUCUGCAGCCAGGAGCCGAGCACCCUGACCUGUUGAAGCUGCUGGGGAAAGUACUGGGUCAUGCACCCAACGCAACUGCUUUGAUUAACGUGCUGGAGAAUGCUGAUUUGUAA
Molecule: messenger RNA, 2154 nt
Organism: Beauveria bassiana ARSEF 2860
Lineage: Eukaryota; Fungi; Ascomycota; Sordariomycetes; Hypocreales; Cordycipitaceae
Product: peptidase family M3
Exons: 5
Coding region: 1-2154 (717 amino acids)
Biological process (GO): peptide metabolic process; proteolysis
Cellular component (GO): mitochondrial intermembrane space
Molecular function (GO): metalloendopeptidase activity
Source: RefSeq, a predicted model, not a curated record